UAACAUGCUUAACUUGCAGAUUUAGGUGAAAUGUAAUUGUUGUCAUGGUCAAAAUGUGUAUUCAGAACUGUUGAACUAUUUAACUCUAUGUAAAAGGAAAACAUUCAAUCUAAACAAGAAAGACUGAAAAUGUCUGAAGGGCAAGGAGAGGUAACUCAUCAGAAUGUUUAUGAAAGUGUUGAAGAUGAAAAUUAUAUGAAGAUCCAAAGCCAGACGACAACACUCAGACAAGCUCCUAAUAUAGCCGGAAUCAGCUCUGCCCUUGGUCUAGCUGCCACAACAUUCACCUGGUAUAGAUUCUCUGCCAGUAGACUCCACAACCUCACUGUGGCAUUAUUUCUCACACCUAAUAUGAUCAUUUCUCAUAUUUUCACAAAAUUUGCUUAUAAACAUGAUGUGACUUUACCAAUCACUGCAGGAGAGCUAAGUGACGAUCAUGCAGUGGUACGAAGCACAGGAGAACAGUUGGUAUUUGGUGCAGCUCUGCCCAUCAUUACUGCCUCAUAUCCCUUCCUAGUCGUUACUUGGGAACAAGGGAAAAAAUCAGGUUUAUCACUUACAAAACAUGUUGGACAGCAAAUGAAGAAGUUUUUGAUUGAAUUCAGCUUCAGAAAAAGUAGACGUUAUUAUAGAGUUAUAGGAAUUAAUGUGAUUCUUCAGCUGGGUGCAGGAGCUCUUCUCGGAUACAAUCAAGUGGUUGAAAGAAAUUUAGUGAAAGAUAAAAUCUACAACGAUAAAGAAAUUCUACCAGAAUAUCAAGACUUAUUUUUAAAAGAAACAGACUUCUCUGGAAUUCAAGAUUCUUUUGAAGCUGUUCGUUUUACUGUUGAAGAAGCCGUAAAAAGAUUUUUUCCUCCAACUGAUUGAAUUUGAUUUUAAUUAUAAAUGUUUCAUAUUAAAACAAGUUAAAAACCUCAGAA
Saccostrea cuccullata (small rock oyster) is the source of this 920-nucleotide messenger RNA. RefSeq lists its product as uncharacterized. The coding region runs from base 130 to 867 and encodes 245 amino acids. The record is from RefSeq and is a predicted model, not a curated record. Lineage: Eukaryota; Metazoa; Mollusca; Bivalvia; Ostreida; Ostreidae. The transcript has 3 exons.